Molecule: messenger RNA, 1100 nt
Organism: Solenopsis invicta (red fire ant)
Lineage: Eukaryota; Metazoa; Arthropoda; Insecta; Hymenoptera; Formicidae
Product: lymphocyte expansion molecule
Exons: 5
Coding region: 222-1100 (292 amino acids)
Source: RefSeq, a predicted model, not a curated record
UAGGUAGCAAAAUUGGCUUGCAUCCUAAACUAAAGACACUUGCACCAAUAUCACCAGCUGUAGGUUCUUACGAUCCUCGACCGAUCGAUCAUAAAUCCAUAAUUAUUAGGUAAAACGCAAACUCAGUUUUUUCUCGAAAUCUUUCGGGAGUUACUAAUAAGUAGGACAAACUACGUUACAGUUGGCAAAAGCAACAAGAAGUGGAAGAAUUUUCCGCCACAAUGGGUGGUAGAUUGACAAAGAAAAUUAUGGGCCAGAGCAACUUGAUGAAGACUGAACAUGGACCAGGUAGUCACGAAAUAUAUCGUUGGCCGGAAAGAGCCGUGGAGGCGCCUUGUAAAAGUUUGCGAAUGGAUGCUGGUUUCGGAACCAUUCCAAGAUUUCUACAAAGUUAUAAAUCCACUACACCCGGGCCAGGAUAUACAUUGAGAACGCACAAUCCUUUUUUCUACUUGGAUCAGAGAAGGCAAAAAGGUUUCUCUGAUAUACCUACAUUCGAGUUCGACAAUUUAGCACCUAGGUUCCAAGAAACUAUAAAAACAUGGUCUCUACCAUGCACCAGAUAUAGAGUAAAACAUCCAAAUUCGUUGCAAGUCUUCCUUGAGAAGAUCACUAGCAAAAGGGGACCUUAUGAUCUCUUUACAGGACCAAGAGAUGAGACUACUAUUAAGGGACACUGGGCAUAUGCAAAAUUAGAAAAACAGAUUGAUUGGCCACAAAAAUUGCAGGGUGAAGUGGAAAAACUUUCUAGCAAAUGCAACUAUUUUAAAGGAAAAUGGUCUACCAAUCCUAGAUUCACGAAGAAACCGGUUACAAGGAUGCUAUUACAAGAUAUCAACACGUGUUACAAAGACCCCGAUGAGCCGGGACCUGGUCAUUACAAUCCUCAAACGCCGCAAAAAUUGAGUACACUCAAAAGAUAUCCAUUUGAUAGCAAUGUAAAACAUGUACGGCCCAUUCCGCCAAGGGAUAUUCAUCCUGGACCACAAAGAUACAAAAUUAAACAGGAAUAUCGUGUGAAAGGAUACGGAUGGACAUGCGUUUUUAAAAGCAAAGUGCCUAGGACGAUUGAUUUCGUUACUUCGCCGUUGUAUAAUUAA